Molecule: messenger RNA, 573 nt
Organism: Sitodiplosis mosellana (orange wheat blossom midge)
Lineage: Eukaryota; Metazoa; Arthropoda; Insecta; Diptera; Cecidomyiidae
Product: saposin-C-like
Exons: 3
Coding region: 101-478 (125 amino acids)
Biological process (GO): lipid metabolic process
Source: RefSeq, a predicted model, not a curated record
UUCGUCUGCUCGACUUUAAAAUCAAUUAGUUUCAACUGUACAAUUCAGUAGUUUCGGUCAUAUUCCAUAUUCCAAGCGAAAAUUACAUUAGAAAAACAAUAUGAAGUCGAUAAUUGUUGUACUUGGUGUGCUCCUAGUUUUUGGAUCAACUCAUUCAAUCAAAUCAGAAGAUUCAAACGAAAGUGCGCACGUGAUUGAAACGACUAAUGAUGAUGCAAUUGAAGCAUUCGAUCUCUUGGGCAAAAUUCAAUGUAAAUUAUGCAAAGAAGCAAUGAAAAUAGUUGAAAAAGAGGUGAACAGCCACUCGUCAAAGGAAGAGAUAAAGAAAACCCUUGAUAAAGCAUGCACCAUAAUUCCUGACAGAAGUCUACGGCGGAAGUGCCGUGAAUCAAUCGAGAAGAGAGGCGAUGCUAUUGCGGAGGUAAUCCUUGAAAAUUUGACAGCCGAUAACAUCUGCAAGAUUCUCCUAUUCUGUUAAGUUCAGCAAAUAAAAAUAAAUAUUCAAAAUUUCUUUGAAAAGUUUGAUUUUUAGUCAAGUUUGUUACUUAAACCAAUAAAUUACUUAUACUUGUU